This is a messenger RNA of Hydractinia symbiolongicarpus, 1425 nucleotides long. Its product is annotated as ATP-dependent DNA helicase RecQ-like. The record is from RefSeq and is a predicted model, not a curated record. The coding region runs from base 1 to 1425 and encodes 474 amino acids. Lineage: Eukaryota; Metazoa; Cnidaria; Hydrozoa; Anthoathecata; Hydractiniidae. Gene Ontology annotation, cellular component: cytoplasm; nucleus; chromosome. Gene Ontology annotation, molecular function: four-way junction helicase activity; 3'-5' DNA helicase activity. The transcript is spliced from 4 exons. Gene Ontology annotation, biological process: telomere maintenance; double-strand break repair via homologous recombination.
AUGGAUGUGUUGAAACGUUUGGAUUUUGUAUUUAAUUUGCACGAAGGUUUUCCUUCUCACUGCUUUAAGCCUAAACAAGUUCAAUGUUUUGAAGCUCUUUUAAAGGAAGACCAAGUGCAGUUUUUAAACAGUGUUGGUAUUUCAGCAAUGUCACUUCAUUGCAAUAAUAGUUCCACAAGCUCUUAUGAAAGUUUGUUUGCCGAAAUGAAAACUCAUGAAGAAAUCAAUAUAUCAAAAAAGGUGCAAGAAGGGGAUAUAAAUCUACUCUUCGCUCAUCCAGAGGCAAUACUUUCCGAGCAAGGCAGAAAUUUAUUAAAGUCAACUGUGUAUCAAGAUAAUGUUGUUGGAAUUGUUAUUGACGAGGCCCAUUGUGUAGAAUUUUGGGGAGAAGAAUUUAGAAAAGAUUUUAAAGAACUUUCCACAGUGCGCACUUAUUUUCCAAAAGCCUCACCUCAUCAUAUAACAAGUUUAGUGAAGUCAUUGAAUAUGUCAACAGCAAAAGUUAUCAGAGUAAAUCCCAACCGCAAAAACAUAUUUCUUGACAAAAAGAUCCGCAAAAGUAAUGCUUCUGGAUUCGAAAGCUAUGAGAAUAUAUUGUUACCUAUAGCAAAUUCAUUAAAUUCAGUAAGAGAACAAUUUCCAAUGACAAUCAUUUAUAUGAAAUUAAAAUAUUGUGGUCUUGCCUUUAAUCUAUUUGAAAGAAUUUUAAGCACAUUUCAAUACGUGGGAUUUGAAAAAACACCAUCUAGUCGUUUGUUUUGUCAAUACCAUGCACCGCAGACAAAAGCUAUGAAACAAAUUAUCAUAAAGGAAAUUUCUAAGAAGAACUCAUGGAUCAGAGUUAUCUUUGCUACCACUGCGCUCGGAAUGGGUGUUAAUAUUUCACAUGUAGAAGAUGUUUACCACAUUACCCCACCCAGCAAUCUUGAAGCUUAUGUUCAAGAAAUAGGACGAGCUGGCAGAAGUGAGCAACCUGCAACAGCUAUUUUGUUUUACAAUAAUUCCGAUGUUUCGGCAAAUAAAACAAAUGUGGAUAAAAAUAUGAAAUUGUACUGCCAGACAUCAACUUGCCUAAGGGAGCAUAUUCAAAAACAUUUUGGUUUCAAGCACGAACUUCAAGAAAAAUGUUGUUUAAUCUGUGAAAAAGUGGAAUUGGUAGAAAAACCAACCACUGUAAGAACUCGUUUAACAGCAAAAUUAAGAAAUGAAUUAAAUAAGGAACUAUGUAUGGCCCUAUCCAACAUUAGUGAAGAAAAUUCAAUAUUUUUGUUUGGGACUCCCAAAGAGCUUGCCGCUGACAUUUGUUACACAAGCUCACAAUCAAACACAGGUACCCCUGAUUUAUCCAUGUUACAUGAGAACAUUGCUAAAGAAGUUCAAAAUAUUUUGUCAAAAAAAAAACCCAUCCAAAACCAUCACAAAUAA